AUGGAUAGAACCUACGUAUUUUCCCAUUCGACAGUCCAUCUUACGAGCACAAACGACUGGAACCACAUCCAGUCCACCGGCCUUGAUUUCCAACGGACCAGACCAUUUCUACAACAAGACACCUUGGGUGUAGACAAACACACAGCGACACGAAUUGAUUCCAAGCUAGUUCAAAAACUCGCCCCCAUCACAAGUGACAGGUGUGAUGAAGGUCCUGGAGCAGAAAUCCUUGUCAACCUGAUGAUGCCGAUAUCCACUAGGUUCAACCACGAACGACGUACAAGAGAGCCGAUUUACUCGGACGUCUGUGCCAUUUCCUUUUUGACGAUCACAACUGAGGAAGCCAUCACCAGUCCCUGCUAUCUGCCCAUCGAGCGGGGAAUGUGUAUGGCACACAUGAAGAGGUGGGCCUAUGACGCAACAACGGGUCUAUGCGUUCCCUUCGUGUACGGUGGCUGUGGUGGCAACGCGAACCAAUUCAAGUCAAAAGCGGCUUGUAGGAAAGUGUGUAAGGGCAUGUAA
Messenger RNA from Mesocestoides corti, 522 nucleotides. NCBI's taxonomy places the organism in Eukaryota, Metazoa, Platyhelminthes, Cestoda, Cyclophyllidea, Mesocestoididae. The record is from the annotation of a GenBank genome assembly.